Vigna angularis (adzuki bean) is the source of this 1918-nucleotide messenger RNA. RefSeq names its product U-box domain-containing protein 30. The transcript has a single exon. Lineage: Eukaryota; Viridiplantae; Streptophyta; Magnoliopsida; Fabales; Fabaceae. The record is from RefSeq and is a predicted model, not a curated record. The coding region runs from base 377 to 1666 and encodes 429 amino acids. Gene Ontology annotation, biological process: protein ubiquitination. Gene Ontology annotation, molecular function: ubiquitin protein ligase activity.
GGUGAUUUCCUACACUUUUUCGAAGCUUGAGGAGGAAGAGUGCCUCGGUAUUGGCGAUGAAAAUUAAGACUCAAUCAUGUCGUUCAUGAUGAAUAAGCGGAGCACUACUUUUUUGACCAAAGAAAGGCAGCACAGUUAAAGAAAGAAAGGCAUAAAAAAAUAAAAUAGAAAAGCAAAGGGUGGAAAAUAAAGUUGUCCCUUUGACAAGCACUUCUUAGCUCUCUCUCCACCUUUCUUUAUUGCUCCCUCCCUCCUUUCCCCUCUCCCACACGCUUCUUCUUAUCCUCAUUCACCAUUUUCCCUUUCCCCAACUCCAACUCGCACCUCACACCCUUCAACUUCCACUUAUAGAAAAAUCAAGUGCACGUAUGCAACAAUGCCUCAGUACCAAGAAGACCUAGUGGCAACACAAACAACAACGACCACAGCAACCAUGAAGGAUGCCAAUGGUGCUAACGUUUUGGAUCUGAAAACGUUGAUUGAGGAACUUGAGUCAUCGAUUGAGGUCCCUUCCGUUUUUAUCUGCCCAAUCUCGCUCGAGCCAAUGCAAGACCCCGUCACCCUUUGCACGGGACAAACCUACGACCGUUCCAACAUCCUCAAAUGGUUCUCCCUCGGCCACAACACCUGCCCCACCACAAUGCAAGACCUCUGGGACGAUUCCGUCACGCCCAACACCACUCUCCACCACUUCAUCCUCUCCUGGUUCUCGCAGAAGUACUUGGCCAUGAAGAAGAAGCUCGAGGACGUUCAAGGCACCGCCUUGGAGCUCCUCGACACGCUCAAAAAGGUCAAGGGUCAAAACAGAGUUCGCGCCCUCAAACAGCUUCGCAAACUCGUCGAUUCCCAUCUCUCCACCAGGAAAACCGUCGAGGAAAACAACGGGCUUGCUUUGAUUUCUUCCCUGUUGGGUCCUUUCACCUCGCACGCGGUUGGGUCGGAAGCGAUUGGGAUUCUUGUCAAUUUGGAUUUGGGUUCGGAGCUGAAGAGGAAUCUCAUGCAACCCGCGAAGGUUUCUUUGUUGGUGGACAUCAUGAACGAGGGAACCAUCCAGACGAAGAUGAAUUGCGCCAAGUUGAUUCAAAUGUUGUUGGUGGAAGGUAACCCCUCGGAGACAGUUGUCUUAUCAAGUUUGAGUCUUUUGGUCGGGGUUUUAAGGUUAGUGAGAGAUAAAAAGCACCCAACAAGCGUUUUAACCGGACUCAUAUUACUAAAAAUUGUGUGUUCGCGGGAAUCGGUUAGAAGCACAAUUGUAAGCAUAGGAGCAGUGCCUCAGCUGAUUCAGCUUUUGCCCACUUUGAACAACGAGUGUUUAGAGAUAGCCCUCAACAUUCUCGAAGUCUUGUCAACACUUCCUGAGGGAAGAUUGGCUUUGAAAGAGUGUCCCAAUAUUAUUCCCAGUGUGGUGAAGUUGUUGAUGAGAGUCUCGGAAAGUUGCACACAAUUCGCAUUGUCGAUUUUGUGGGCUAUUUACAAGCUUGCCCCUGAAGAAUGUGCUUCAAAAGCUGUUGAAGCAGGGUUGGCGGCGAAGCUACUUCUAGUGAUUCAGAGUGGUUGCAACCCAGUACUAAAGCAGAAAUCUGCGGAGUUUUUGAAAAUGUGCAGUUUAGAUUACUCUUCUAGCAUCUUGAUUUCUAAGUGUAUGCUUACUGCCACAAUACAAUGAAAAUGAAGAAACAUUUGUUCAUAGCUAACUUCGUAUACGUAUACUUGUUUGUGGCAAUUGCAAAUUGACGGUCGGAACAUAACAACUAGUUGGUGGUACUACUAAUUAGGUUAGAGUUGGUUGGAAAUUCAAAUCAGCACGUAUCGGAUAACGCUGUGUGCUUUUGAAAUAAUUGUGGGAAGCUGAGUUGUAAGAUCAUAGAAAACGAUAAUGUAAUAGUAGUCCAAUUUAUACCGAAGCCCCACUUUUUUG